This is a messenger RNA of Trichoplusia ni (cabbage looper), 1074 nucleotides long. RefSeq names its product GPN-loop GTPase 3. The record is from RefSeq and is a predicted model, not a curated record. The transcript has 5 exons. Lineage: Eukaryota; Metazoa; Arthropoda; Insecta; Lepidoptera; Noctuidae. Gene Ontology annotation, molecular function: GTPase activity. Bases 226 to 1059 code for a protein of 277 amino acids.
CAAAAGUACAGUCAAUGUCAUUAAUAAACAAUCACAAACCGAGUGACUUUCUUACAAUUAUUUUGUCUUCUGGUUACCGAUAGACUUUUUUGUGAAUGUUAAAUAUAAUGUGCUAAGUUAAAAUAAGUGUAAAAAUCAACAGAAAAUUUGAAAAUUGUCAAAGACAAUUGCUCGAGAAUACAACAUAACCUAAAACAGAUUGUUUUGAUAUAUUUUCAUUACAACAUGCGGUACGCACAACUAGUUGUAGGCCCUGCCGGCAGUGGAAAAUCUACAUACUGCUCAACAAUAGUGAAACAUGCAAGUGAUGCUAAGCGAAUAGUUGAGGUGGUGAACUUGGAUCCGGCCGCUGAACAUUUUGAUUAUGAGCCCCUGGUUGAUAUUAGAGAGCUGAUACACCUGGAUGAUGCCAUGGAAGAUGAUGAGCUGCAGUUUGGACCUAAUGGUGGACUGGUGUUUUGUGUAGAAACUCUUCUAGAAAACUGUGACUGGCUCGAAGAGCAGUUAGGUGAUGUGGAUGACGACUACCUCCUGUUUGACUGUCCUGGUCAGAUAGAGCUGUACACACACCUGCCCGUCAUGAGGAAGCUGGUGGACCUGCUUCAGAAGUGGAACUUCAGGAUAUGUGUUGUCUUCAUGGUGGACUCACAAUUCAUGAUCGAUGGAGCUAAAUUUUUAUCAGGCACAAUGGCAGCACUUAGUGUUAUGGUAAAUCUAGAAUUACCUCAUGUUAAUAUUCUUACGAAAAUGGACCUGCUCAGCAAAUCAGCUCGGAGACAGAUUGAUGACUACUUAGACCCCGAUCCACACGUGUUACUAGCAGACAUGAGAAACGCAAAAUCAAAAUGGCACGAAAAGUACGCGAAACUCACUGAAGCGAUCGGCGAAGUGAUCGAGAACUUCUCCCUGGUCCGCUUCUACCCCCUCAACAUAAAGGAUGAGGAAAGCGUGGAGAAUAUCAUGCUGACCAUAGAUAAUAUUAUCCAGUAUGGAGAAGAUGCCGAUGUGAAUGUCAGAGACUUUGAUGAACCCGAUCCAGAGGAUGAUAACUGUGAUUAAAAGUAUUUUAAUAGA